GCAAGCUUGGCAGACGUCGGCUGGAAGCUGCUGGAGUUUAAAGCCAGAUCUAAACGUUCAGAGUUUCAGUAGUGCUGUAGUGGGUAGAGGAUCGCACUAGUAUUCCAUUAACGAAAACAUGGCCGGCACUGCCAGAGAGCGCUCCAGAUCCAGACACAAACUCAACAGACACGACAGGAGAGGAAGCUGGAGGUGUCAUGAUGAGGUGAAGAUGCUGAGAUUCUCAAUAAGACUGAAGAGGACGGACAGGAUUAGGAAAGGGGACAGAUUGAGAUGGACUGAGCAUGUGCAGAGGAGGGGCUCCAUCUAUGAACCGCUCAAGCUGUCCAUCCUGCACAGAGAGGACGAGCCUCUGUGGGAGAUACUGGACCGCUUCUACAGCGCAGUGAAAUGCACGAUUCUGAACUACCAGAGUCCCACCACGGGUCUGUUCCCGGUCAAAACCUGCUCAGAAUGUAAAGAAGCCAAAGUGCGAGAUUCACUUUACUGUGCAGCCAGCGCCUGGGCUCUGGCCCUCGCUUACAGACGGAUUGAUGAUGACAUGGGUCGCACACACGAGCUGGAACAUUCGGCUAUUAAAUGCUUGCGGGGGAUUCUGUACUGCUACAUGCGGCAGGCUGAUAAGGUGGAGAAGUUCAAGCAGGAUCCGAGUCCGUACACGUGUCUGCACUCUGUGUUUAACGUCCACACAGGAGACGAGAUCUAUACCUACGAUCAUUACAGUCACCUACAGAUCGAUGCCGUGUCUCUUUUCCUGCUCUACCUCGUGGAGAUGAUCUGCUCCGGUCUCCAGAUCAUCUACAACACCGACGAGGUGUCGUUUAUCCAGAACCUGGUGUUCUGUGUGGAGAGGGCCUACCGCGUCCCAGAUUUCGGCAUGUGGGAGAGAGGCAGUAAAUACAACAAUGGCAGCACGGAGCUGCACUCCAGUUCUGUGGGACUCGCCAAGGCGGCACUCGAGGCCAUCAACGGGUUCAACCUGUUCGGGAACCAGGGAUGCUCCUGGUCGGUGAUUUUUGUGGAUCUUGAUGCCCAUAAUCGUAACAGACAGACGAUGUGUUCUCUCCUGCCCCGCGAGUCCCGCUCUCACAACACAGACGCCGCCCUCCUGCCCUGCAUCAGCUACCCCGCGUUCGCUGUGGACGACGACGCGCUGUGCAGCCAGACGCUGGACAAGAUCGUCCGCAAGCUGAAGGGCAAAUACGGCUUCAAACGCUUCUUACGGGACGGGUACAGGACCGCCAACGAGGACAAGAACCGCCAGCACUACAGACCUGCAGAGAUGAAGCUUUUCGACGGAAUCGAGUGCGAGUUUCCCAUCUUUUUCGUUUACAUGAUGAUCGACGGUGUGUUCAGGGGGAACCAGGCUCAGGUGAAGGAGUACCAGGACCUGUUGCAGAACGUCAUCUUCCAGUCCUAUGAAGGCCACGUCGUCAUCCCGAAGUACUACCACGUUCCUGCAGACUUCGUGGAUGCCGAGCAGAAGAAUCACGGCAGCCAGAAGCGUUUCCCGAGCAACUCUGGCCGAGAUGGGAUGCUGUUCCUGUGGGGUCAGGCUCUGUAUAACAUCGCCAAGCUGCUCGUGGACGGUCUGAUCAGCCCUAAAGACAUCGACCCCAUCAAGCGCUACGUACCCAGUCAGGACCAGAGGAACGUCAGCAUGAGGUUCUCCAAUCAGGGCCCCAUCGAGAACGACGUGGUGAUCCAUGUGGCGCUCAUAGCCGAGAGUCAGAGACUCCAGGUUUUUCUGAACACGUACGGGAUCCAGACUCAAACCCCUCAGCAGGUGGAGCCCAUUCAGAUUUGGCCUCAGAAGGAGCUCGUUAAGGCGUAUCGUUUCCUGGCUGUUAAUACGAAGCUUGGUCUCACUGGACGUCCUGAUAGGCCGGUGGGCUGCAUCGGCACUUGUAAGAUUUACCGAAUUCUGGGUAAAACCGUGGUGUGCUACCCCAUCGUGUUUGAUCUGAGCGAUUUCUACCUGUCUCAGGAUGUCAUGCUGCUCAUCGAUGAUAUCAAGAACGCCCUGCAGUUCAUCAAGCAGUGCUGGAAGAUGUCCGGCCGCCCACUUUUCCUGGUCCUCAUCAGAGAGGACAACAUCAGGGGGAGCCGAUUUAACCCCGUCCUGGACAUGCUGGCUUCAUUCAAGAAGGGGAACAUCGGAGGGGUCAAGGUUCACGUGGACAGACUGCAGACCCUGAUCUCCGGAGCUGUGGUGGAGCAGUUGGAUUUCCUGCGGGUCAACGAGGCAGAGAUCCCCGAGUUUAAGAGCUUCGAGGAGCUGGAGCUGCCCAAGCACUCGAAGGUGAAGCGGCAGACGAGCACGCCCAACGCCUCGGACCUCGAGCAGCAGCCUGAGAUCAACGUGGAGGAGUGGAGGAACAAGCCCACGCCCGAGAUCCUGCAGAAGUUUCACGACUGCGGGUGCCUCGCCAGCCAAGCUCAGCUCGCCAGUCUGCUCCUGAAGAAAGAAGGUCCAGACUUCUUCAGCCGAGACGAGAAUCUGAGGGACGAUUUGGAACGGAUCUACAGGAGAGCCGGGAGCAGGAAACUCUGGACGGUGGUGCGUGGCGUAGCAGCCGCUAUGCAGAAGUUCGCUGGUUCUAUAGCCCCUCAUAUAACCAGCGUGUUGGUCCACGGUAAACAGGUGACUCUGGGACUCUUCGGGCAAGAGGAGGAGGUGAUCUCUAACCCGCUGUCGCCGGCCGUCAUUAAGGACAUCAUUUACAGGAAGUGCAGUCCGCACGGCGAGCGCGAGGCCGUCCUGCAGCAGGAGCUGGUCAUCCAUAUCGGCUGGAUCAUCUCCAACAGCCCUGAACUGUUCAGCGGGAUGCUCAAGAUCCGCAUGGGGUGGAUUGUUCAGGCCAUGAAACAUGAGUUGAAGAUCCGUGCUGGUGACCUGCGACCUCAGGACAUCUACCAAAUGUCCCCGAGUGAUGUCAAACAGCUGCUGCUGGACGUUCUUCAACCUCAGCAGACUGGCAGGUCGUGGCUGAAUCGGCGUCAGAUCGAUGGCUCUCUGAACCGUACGCCUUUCGGGUUCUACGAUCGUGUCUGGCAGAUCCUUGAGAGGACCAGUAACGGCAUCGUGGUCGCCGGGCUUCACCUUCCUCAGCAACCCACUCUGUCUGACAUGACCAUGUAUGAGAUGAACUUCUCUCUGCUGGUGGAGGACACGCUGAAGAACAUCGUACUGCCUGAAUACAGGCAGAUCAUAGUAGAGCUGCUGAUGGUCGUGUCUCUGGUGCUGGAGAGGAACCCGGAGCUGGAGUUUCAGGAGAAGGUGGAUCUGGACGGGCUGGUCAAGGAUGCCUUCACUGAUUUCCAGAGAGAUUCAUCCAAAGGGGAUUCAGCUCACAGCCCGAAGGACAUGGAGACAUUCUAUAACACGCCCCCGCUGGGGAAGAGAGGAACCUCCAGUUACCUGACUAAAGCCGUGAUGAUCCAGCUGUUGCAGGGCGAAGUGAAACCCAGCAAGGACGACCCCUGCUCCGUCAGCUAAACGCAUCUCACAUGUUCCUCUUUCCUCCGUAUCCUCGUCCGGAUCACGAUUUAAAGCUGCCACUGAUUUUUAUGCUUUUAAACUCUAGUGUUGGAUUUGUUUUAACACCCACUGCUUCAUUUAACCCCGUGACACCUUCAUCCCACGCUUACAUGCUUACAUGCCUAUGUUCCUGGAUUCUCUGGUGUACGGAAGCUUAUUUUUAACCACGUUAGCAUUUCAUUUAUCGAUUUUAGCACGACGGUUCUGUUGCCGUGUAGCAUACUGGUUUAUAAAUAAUGUAAACAGAAAUCUGCAGUUUUACAGUGAUGAAAUACGGUGUUACGCUAUACCAUAAUACUUAUUAUAAGUUGUACACUAUUGCUCUAUUCAGCACAAACAUUACCAGCUAAAAAGUCACCAGAAUAGAUUUUUACUGGUCACUAGUGGGUGUUUCGGACACCAGAUUUGUUUCUUCAUGUGUAGCUUCAUGAAUACGGUUUACAGCCACGGCAAAGGCGCCUAAACAUUAUUUUAAUUAUUUAAGACAAGUUCAUGUGUCAGAUUUCCUCGUUGUUUUUAUUUUCGACCUUGAUUGUUUGUUUGAAGCUCAGCUUGACGUUUUCUUCACCUUGUUAUGUCAGUGUCUCCGCCAACGUUCGCCUCCUUUCCCUGCACAUCACCAGCUCGCGUCGAAAACGAGCGACCUCCAGCCACAGGUUGCGUCUUUGCCGGCGUGAACCCUGGUUUUGUAUUAAAUGGUACGUCCAGUAUGUUUGGGAGGAGGCUGCAGCUAUCUGGGUAGCGUCCAUCCCCAUUGAAGCUGCACACGCAUGACUGAGGCCUCUGAGGCUCCUUUUUUUGUGCGGUUAUAGACGCAACGUCAUUGUUUACCCCUCCGAUGCUCCAUUGUUCCGCUAGCUGAAGUCAAUAUUAAUAAAAUAUCAAUGAACAAAUCGAUGAUAGCAUCUGACGAUAGCGUGAACUGUUUACUGAUUCACGUCAGCGUAGGAAUAAUCUCACUCACACUGAAAAUCAAAACGUCGGACUGCUGCGUGAACCUGCGUGAGUUUUUAAAUGUGCUCGUUUGUCCGAUUGUCCUGCAUGGUGUUUUAUUUGUGGAAAAUAAAGGAUGGACUGUU
Messenger RNA from Trichomycterus rosablanca, 4620 nucleotides. RefSeq names its product phosphorylase kinase, beta (gene phkb). The transcript has 33 exons. Lineage: Eukaryota; Metazoa; Chordata; Actinopteri; Siluriformes; Trichomycteridae. Gene Ontology annotation, cellular component: phosphorylase kinase complex. The record is from RefSeq and is a predicted model, not a curated record. The coding region runs from base 119 to 3499 and encodes 1126 amino acids. Gene Ontology annotation, biological process: glycogen metabolic process. Gene Ontology annotation, molecular function: calmodulin binding.